Molecule: messenger RNA, 1569 nt
Organism: Gavia stellata (red-throated loon)
Lineage: Eukaryota; Metazoa; Chordata; Aves; Gaviiformes; Gaviidae
Gene: PGBD5
Product: piggyBac transposable element derived 5
Exons: 8
Coding region: 1-1569 (522 amino acids)
Biological process (GO): non-replicative DNA transposition
Cellular component (GO): nucleus
Molecular function (GO): transposase activity
Source: RefSeq, a predicted model, not a curated record
AUGGCGGAGGGCGGCGGCGGACCGGCGCGGAGGAAGGCGCUGUCGCUGCUGGAGGCGGCCCGCUCCCGCUACGAGAGCCUGCAGAUCUCCGACGACGUCUUUGGGGAGUCGGGCCAGGACAGCAGCGGGAACCCCUUCUACAGCACCUCGGCUGACUCCCGCUCCGCCGCCUCUUCCCAGGACGAGGAGGACGACGAGGAGGACGAGGGCGCCGUCCCGGGCGGCCCCGGCCCCGUGGAGGAGGAGGAGGAGGAGGAAGCGGAGAAGGGGGGCUGGACCCGCUCGCUGCGAGACGUCCCACCCCCUCGCUUCAAGGAUGGCAGCGGUCCAACACGAAAAAUGCCCCUGACUGCCAGUGCCAUGGACUUUUUUCAACUCUUUGUCCCUGACAAUGUACUAAAGAAUAUGGUGGUCCAAACCAACAUGUAUGCCAAGAAGUACCAGGAGAGGUUCGGUAGUGACGAUGCCUGGAUUGAUGUCACCUUGACGGAAAUGAAGGCCUUCUUAGGCUAUAUGAUAUCAACCAGCAUCCAUCACUGUGAAUCCGUUCUCAGCAUCUGGAGCAGCGGCUUCUACAGCAACAAGAGCAUUGCACUUAUCAUGACACAAUCACGGUUUGAGAAGAUCCUGAAGUACUUCCACAUUGUGGCCUUCCGCUCAAGCCAGACUACGCAUGGCCUCUACAAAAUCCAGCCUUUUCUGGACUCUCUGCAGAAUGGCUUUGACUCCGCUUUUAGACCUUCGCAAGCCCAGGUACUACAUGAGCCCCUGAUUGAUGAGGAUCCCAUUUUCAUUGCCACGUGCACGGAGAGGGAGCUGCGCAAGAGGAAAAAGAGGAAAUUCAGUCUCUGGGUUCGGCAGUGCUCAUCCACUGGUUUUAUCUGCCAGAUUUAUGUCCAUCUCAAAGAAGGGAGUGGUGCUGAUGGGCUGGAUGCUUUGAAGAACAAACCGCAGCUCCACAGUAUGGUGGCCAAAAGCCUUUGUCAGAACGCCUCUGGGAAGAACUACAUCAUCUUCACGGGCCCGAGCAUUACCAGCCUGAACCUCUUUGAAGAAUUUGAGAAGCAAGGUAUUUACUGCUGUGGGUUGCUGAGCACCAGGAAGAGUGACUGCACAGGCCUACCUCCAUCCAUGCUGAACAACCCUGAAACUCCCCAGUCCAGGGGACAGUACAGAAUACGGAUGAAGGGAAACAUGUCCUUGAUCUGCUGGUACAAUAAAGGGCACUUCCGUUUUCUGACCAAUGCCUAUUCACCGGUUCAACAAGGAGUUAUAAUUAAGAGAAAAAGCGGAGAAAUUCCAUGCCCAUUGGCUGUUGAAGCAUUUGCUGCUCACCUUAGCUAUAUCUGCAAAUAUGAUGACAAAUACAGCAAGUAUUUCAUUUCUCACAAACCAAACAAGACCUGGCAACAAGUAUUCUGGUUUGCCAUCAGCAUCGCUAUAAACAAUGCCUACAUCCUCUACAAAAUGUCAGAGGCCUACCACGUGACAAGGUAUAGCCGCGCACAGUUUGGUGAAAGACUUGUAAAGGAGCUUCUGGGCUUGGAAGACACCUCACCCUCCCAUUGA